UUCUUUCCGUGCAGUCAGGGCUGCUGCCGGCAGGAUGGUGAAUGUCCCCAAAACCUGCAGGACUUACUGCAAGAAAUGUGGCAAGCACCAGCCCCACAAAGUGACCCAGUACAAGAAGGGCAAGGACUCUUUCUAUGCUCAGGGAAAGAGACGAUAUGAUCAGAAGCAGAGUGGUUAUGGUGGUCAGAUAAAGCCUAUCUUCCCUCAGAAGGCCAAAACCACAAAGAAGAUUGUGCUGAGGCUUGAGUGUGUGGAGCCCAACUGCAGGUCCAAGAGUAUGCUAGCCAUUAAGAGGUGUAAGCACUUAGAGCUAGGAGGAGACAAGAAGAGAAAGGGCCAGGUGAUCCAGUGCUAAACUCUUGUUCAU
This is a messenger RNA of Gopherus evgoodei (Goodes thornscrub tortoise), 367 nucleotides long. RefSeq names its product 60S ribosomal protein L36a-like. Gene Ontology annotation, molecular function: structural constituent of ribosome. The transcript has a single exon. Gene Ontology annotation, cellular component: cytosolic large ribosomal subunit; ribosome. NCBI's taxonomy places the organism in Eukaryota, Metazoa, Chordata, Testudines, Testudinidae. Bases 35 to 355 code for a protein of 106 amino acids. Gene Ontology annotation, biological process: translation. The record is from RefSeq and is a predicted model, not a curated record.